GCAAACCACCACUGCAAGAAGAAGAGAAGAAGAGAAGAGACAAGCGAGAGGAUGAUGAUGGCUGGUGUGACCCGUGUUGCUGGCCGGCGGUGGCUCUCUGCCGCUGCUGCCGCAACAGCCACGGCUGCUGAGACCCGCGUCACCACGCUCAACAACGGCUUCCGUGUCGUCACAGAGCAGAACUCCCCACUCGGCUACACCAUCCUCGGCCCCGAGGAGAACAUCAAGUCCAUCUCGCGCGAGGACCUGAUCAAGUACGUGGAGACGUACUACACGGGCCCGCGCAUGGUGCUGGUUGGCACGGGCGGCGUCGACCACGACCAGCUCGUUGCUGCCGCUGAGAAGGCGUUUGGCGGCCUCUCCGCCGACGACAAGGCCCCCGCCGUCACCACAUCCGACUUCCACGGCUCCGAGCUGCGCUUCCGCGAUGACAGCGAGCAGACGGCCAAGUUUGCGAUUGCCGUUGAGGGCGUCAGCUGGAGCGAUCCCGACUUUUACUCCAUGCUCGUCGGCUCAUCCCUUGUUGGCAGCUGGGACCGCAACUUUGGCGGCUCAGCCAACCUGUCGUCCCCGCUUGCCCGCCUCGCUGCGGAGCACUCGCUGGCCCACAACUACAUGUCGUUCCAGACGUCGUACACGGACACGGGCCUGUGGGGCUGCUACGCCGUCACGGACUACGACAAGAUUGAGGACUUUGCCUACGCCCUCACCCAGGAGUGGCUGCGCCUGGCCAACGGCGCGACGGAUGCCGAGGUUGAGCGCGUGAAGCGCCAGCUCAAGUCCCAGCUCAUCUUCUCCGUCGACAGUGCACAGGCGGCCAACGAUGAGAUUGGACGGCAGAUUCUGACCCUGGGUCGCCGCGUCCCUGCUGCCGAGAUCAACGCCCUCCUCGACUCUGUGAGCUCGUCGACUGUGCGGUCUGCGAUGGACAAGUACGUGUACGACCGCUGCCCGGCCGUCGCCGCCAUUGGACCCGUCGAGCAGCUCCCAGACUACAACCGCCUCCGCAGCAACCUCGUCUGGCUCCGCACCUGAGCAUACGCACCAACACACGUCAUCCAACCAACCAACCGUCCAGCCAACCAACCAACCAACAAACACCUUUGGAUCAUCCCCCUUCCUGCUCCCAAACAACCCUUGCAUCCUGCAGCCAAGCUUGUCCCUUCAGCAUCCUCUGUCCUUGCUCUGUGCUAUGAUGUCGCGUUCUGCGUGCUCAUCUGCUGUUGAUGUUGUGGUGCUGUGAUGAGCAUCUUGGUGUUUAUGCAGCUACUGUCGUCGUGACAUCACAUCACACGUGUUUGUUCGUCACUUCACACAUGUGUUUGUUUUUCUGUAUGCACCUCGUCAGUGCUCUGUGCUGCGAAUGCCAUUGCCUGUUGUCGUUGUGAUAAGUGUUUCUGUUGUCGCUUGUUCGGUUUCGUCUAAAGCAUGAAGAGAAGAAGAAUGAAGCAAUAGCGCGUAUGCUCA
This is a messenger RNA of Salpingoeca rosetta, 1467 nucleotides long. RefSeq lists its product as uncharacterized. Bases 52 to 1035 code for a protein of 327 amino acids. The record is from RefSeq and is a predicted model, not a curated record. Gene Ontology annotation, cellular component: mitochondrion. NCBI's taxonomy places the organism in Eukaryota, Choanoflagellata, Craspedida, Salpingoecidae. Gene Ontology annotation, molecular function: metal ion binding; metalloendopeptidase activity. The transcript is spliced from 8 exons.